AUGGAGGUGGCUAUGGUUGGCAGCUGGUUGGAGAAGAUGAAAGGAAGGAGAGAAAAUGUAUAUGCAAUUGCUGGUGGAUAUCGGCGGCAAACUAAGAAGGGAACAGUGGAGGAAGGAUGGAUGAAUAAAGCAACAAUAAUUACUGAUGCAGUCGAUUACAUUAAGGGCCUACAAAAAAGUGUUGUAGAUCUUGAGGAUCAGCUUCUGCAAAUGGAAUCUACUUUUGAAGAGGAGGCAAAAAUUCAGAAUGGUGAAAUUGUUGCAGCAGAAGAGAUGAAGAAAUGGGGAAUAAAGCCAGAAGUGCAGGUGACAGCAAUUGAUGGGAAUAAGCUUUGGAUAAAGAUGGUAUAUGAGAAGAAAAGAGGUGGAUUCACCAGAUUGAUGGAGUCCCUGAGUGUCCUUGGCUUUGAUCUCAAUAAUACAAGUGUUACUACCUCGAGAGGAACAAUUCUUGUUACCUCUUGUCUAGAGGAAAUUCAUGGCGGCAUACCUGAAGCUGACCGGAUUGGGGAGACAUUGUUAGACCUCAUUAGAGGCACAUAG
This is a messenger RNA of Ilex paraguariensis (yerba mate), 543 nucleotides long. Lineage: Eukaryota; Viridiplantae; Streptophyta; Magnoliopsida; Aquifoliales; Aquifoliaceae. The record is from the annotation of a GenBank genome assembly.